GGGAGGAGGAAGAGGAGGAGGAGGAAGGUGGGGGAGACAGCCGCCAUGAAGUGCGUCAUCCCGAGGAACAACCUGCGAGCGUUUGCAAAGGCAAUCCAAGCCCUCUCCAGAGUUGGCGACGAGCUGUGGUUCGAUCCUUUAGAGAAGGGGCUUGCUUUGAGAUCAGUGAGUUCCUCUGGGUCAGCAUACGCCUGCUUCUUGUUUUCUCCACUCUUCUUCCAGUAUUAUAAUAGGGAGAGCAGACCCCAGCAAGACGCAAAAGAAAAUGAAGUUGUGGGCCUGAAGUGUAAAGUGGCAAUUAAGCAUGUUCUCCCUAUGUUUCGAUGUCUAACUGCAUUGGAGAGAAGUGUGGAAAAAUGCAAGAUUUACAUCAAUUCACAGAACUGUGGUAUAAUUUUCCAGUUCUUCUAUAAACAUGGAAUUACUAUAGCUCACAAACUGGUUUUUCAGGAGUGCGAACCUCUGCAGGCUGUGUUUUCCAAGCAACUCAGCCCAAAUAUAGUAAGAGCUCAUGCAAGACUUCUGGCUGAUGUAGCAAUUCAUUUCCCAAUGUCUCAAGAGGAAAUUACUUUGGUUAUGACUCCUAUGAAGGCUUCAUUCAAGAGUUAUGUAGAAGAAGACAGAGAUCCUGCAAAGGUAAUGCAAACUGUGGUGAACCUAAAAGCUGAUGAAUUCGAGUACCUUCAGGUUGGAGUUGAUUCAGAGAUUACCUUUUGCUUGAAGGAGCUAAGGGGUCUACUAGCAUUUGCAGAAUCUACCAGCUUUUCUGUGUCAAUACAUUUUGGAACGGCUGGGAGGCCAGUUGCAUUUAGUAUUGAUGAUCUGGUGCUGGAGGCUAACUUUGUGCUGGCUACAUUAGCUGAUAUAGAAAGCCGCACAUCCUCACAGCAUACUCAGAACAUCAGGAAAACCUUUACCAAUAAAAGCGCAGACCCAACAAGUAAUGAAACAACUGAUGACAUGAAUGAAGUGGUUCAUGAAGAGAGGAAAGAACCCGGAGCAAUUGUGGGAAAUCCAUUACAGAAAAAUAUACAGCAUCUGGUGGAAAUCUGCAGAAGCCCAGUAAUUAAUAGAAACCUGGCAGAAAAUACUCAUGAAUUCCCUGUACCAAAUGAGGAUUUAGAUAGGUUAGAAAACAAAGUGAUGCCUGGAACUUCACCCCGCAAAAAGCAGAGGUAAUAUUAAAUGUUCGAGUGUCACUUCAGUAGUGUGCACAACUCCAAUGUUGGUAUAAACUGUUAACACCUUAAUUUAUCAAACGUCUUUCAGAAGUGAUGCCAAUAAUUCACCAACAUUGAUUACUUCUAGAUAAAUCACCAAGCACACUUAGUCUAAAGGAUAAAAUCAAGUAAAGAUCUCUUGACCUUCAUUAUAUUAAGUAACAAUGAAAUUAAGCUUUGCUUUUUUAAACAACAUCAAACAGGUUACUUCAGGGGCAUCAACAGUUACCUUCCAAUGUUGCAGCAAACCUAGCCUCAACUUAUCUAACUUGCCUGG
This is a messenger RNA of Callorhinchus milii (elephant shark), 1497 nucleotides long. Its product is annotated as cell cycle checkpoint control protein RAD9B. The coding region runs from base 46 to 1179 and encodes 377 amino acids. The transcript is spliced from 10 exons. Gene Ontology annotation, biological process: cellular response to ionizing radiation; DNA repair; mitotic intra-S DNA damage checkpoint signaling. Gene Ontology annotation, cellular component: checkpoint clamp complex. NCBI's taxonomy places the organism in Eukaryota, Metazoa, Chordata, Chondrichthyes, Chimaeriformes, Callorhinchidae. The record is from RefSeq and is a predicted model, not a curated record.